AUGCUUUGGAAGAAGCUUGUACAGUUUGGGAAGGGGUUUUUUGAGAAAAAAGAAGAAUCUACUUCAACCGAUAUGCCCUUAGGCACGGCCAUACAUAACAUAGAAAUCACACGUGGAAGGGGUGGGCAAUUAGCUAGAGCAGCAGGUGCUGUAGCGAAACUGAUUGCAAAAGAGGGUAAAUUGGCCACUUUAAGAUUACCAUCUGGGGAGGUCCGUUUGGUAUCCCAAAACUGCUUAGCAACAGUCGGACAAGUGGGUAAUGUUGGGGUGAACCAAAAAAGUUUGGGUAGAGCCGGAUCUAAGUGUUGGCUAGGUAAACGCCCCGUAGUAAGAGGGGUAGUUAUGAACCCUGUGGACCACCCCCAUGGGGGUGGUGAAGGGAAAGCCCCCAUUGGUAGAAAAAAACCCACAACCCCUUGGGGUUAUCCUGCGCUUGGAAGAAGAACUAGGAAAAGGAAAAAAUAUAGUGAUAGUUUUAUUCUUCGUCGCCGUAAGGUAAGUAAAUACGUAACUAGGAAUAUGGAAAAUUGCAUUUUUGGAAUUUGCAAUAAUGCGAUGGGCGAACGACGGGAAUUGAACCCGCGCAUGGUGGAUUCACAAUCCACUGCCUUGAUCCACUUGGCUACAUCCGCCCCUUAUCCAGCUAAAGGAUUUUCUCUUUUUUCCAUUCAUUAUUAUUCUAUUUAUUCUGACCUCCAUACCUCGAUCGAGAUAGUGGACAUAGGAUGCCACUCUUUAAAAUGA
This is a messenger RNA of Zea mays, 744 nucleotides long. The record is from the annotation of a RefSeq genome assembly. NCBI's taxonomy places the organism in Eukaryota, Viridiplantae, Streptophyta, Magnoliopsida, Poales, Poaceae.